AUGUCCAAACCGGACUAUACACAAUUGAUUAGGGAACAGUAUACGGUAUUGCAGGUACAGUAAUCUUUGGGCGGGAAAAUUUGAGGGAACUACAGUAACCCUGAUCUACAGUACUUUUUGGAAAAUUUUAAGAAAAAAAAAAUAAAAAUUCGGAAGUCUACAGUAACCCAGAUCUACAGUAAGAAAAAUUGAAAUUUUUGUACGUUAAAAAUUCGAGAAAAAAAGUUUAUUACAGUAAUCGAGAGCUACAGUAGUCUUUAGAUAAAAAAAUUGAAUAAGCAAAAUACUACAGUACCUCUAUUUUUCCCGCCAAAAUCUACAGUAAUCCAAAUUUUUCUGACCAAAAAAUCGGAAUAUAAAGUUUACUACUGUCUCAUUUUGAUUAUCUCAUUUUGAUUUUUGGAAAAUCGAGAGCUACAGUAAUCCUGAACUACAGUAAUCUUUUCAAACUUUGAAAUCUACAGUAACCCCAAUAUUUUCUAGCUUUAAAAUCUGGAAAAAAGUCUAUUACAGUAAUCCAAUUUUUUAAAUAAAAAAUUGAAUGAAGAAAAUAACUACAGUACCUCUAUUUUUCCCGCCAAAAUCUACAGUAACCCAGGCCCCCAAUUUUUCCAGGCCGAACAUCUCGAACUUCGCCGUCAACACGAUCUACUGUUGGCCUCAUCCGGCGGCCCGUCAGGCUCAAAUUCCACGUCAUUUCCAGCCCGUCUUCUAGAACUCGCAAAAUCCCUCCAAAACAACGCGAAAUUCGCCGAUUGUCAAUUUGCGACUCGCGGAAGCGGAAGCGGAAGCGACGCGGAAAAAUCACUUCCCGCACAUCGAUUCGUGUUGGCGACUCGCUCGCGACUUUGGCAAAAUCUGGAAAUGUCCGCGGUUUUGGAGGUGGCCCCAGAGGAUUUCCAGAUUUUUGAGACGAAAAUCUAUCGAUGGAUCUAUGAGGAUCGCAUUGAAUUGGGCGCGGAUGCGGAAAAUGAAGAGGGAUUGAUGAGGAUUUGUGAGAUGGCGGCCAAAAUGAAAUUGGAACAGUUGAUGGAUUGGUGAGUGCAGAGAGAAAGGGGCGGGGCUUGCGAUUGCAAUUUUAGGGCAUAGUUUUUCUGGGGCAUUUUUUUUGAAACCAAAUUUGUUGAUUAGAAAUUAAGAAUCUGAAAAAAAAUUGAAAAAAAACUAGAAAACUAUGCCUCAAAAAUGCAAAAAGGGGCGUGGCUUGAAUUAUUGCAAUUUUAGAGCACAGUUUUUUCCAGGGAACCAAAUUUGUAAAUUGAAAAAUUUAAGAGCAUCUUCUCCAGAAAAAAAACUGUGCCGCAAAAUUGCAGAAAGGGGCGGGGCUUGCAAAAUUUGUUUUUUUUUUUUGCAAUUUUAGGGCACAGUUUUUCUGGGGAAUUUUUAAAGUUUGUUAAUAAAAAAUUACGAAUCUAAAAAAAAUUAAAAACAACUAAAAGACUGUGCCUCAAAAUUGCAAAAAGGGGAGUGGCUUGUUUAAUUUGUUUUUGCAAAUUCAGGGCACAGUUUUUCUGGGGAUUUUUUUUUGUGAAACCAAAUUUGUUAAUUGAAAAAUUUGGGAGCAUCUUCCCCAGAAAAAAACUAUGCCGCGAAAUUGCAGAAAGGGGCGUGGCUUGUUUAAUGUGUUUUUUUGCAAUUUUAGGGCACAGUUUUUCUGGGGAAUUUUUUUUGAAACCAAAUUUGUUAAUUGAAAAAUUACGAAUCUUAAAAAAAAUUAAAAAAUUUAAGAGCAUCUUCUCCAGAAAAAAAAACUAUGCCGCAAAAUUGCAGAAAGGGGCGUGGCUUGAAUAAUUUGUUUUUUUUUUGCAGUUUUAGGGCAUAGUUUUUCUGGGGAAUUUUUUUUUGAAAUCAAAUUUGUUAAUUAGAAAUUACGAAUCUAAAAAAAUUAAAAACAACUAGAAUACUGUGCCUCAAAAUUGCAAAAAGGGGCGUGGCUUGUUUUUUUGUUUUUGUUUUUGCAAUUUUGGGGCACAGUUUUUCUGCGGAAUUUUUUUUGUGAAACCAAAUUUGCAAAUUGAAAAAUUUAAGAGCUUCUUAACCAGAAAAAAAACUAUGCCUCAAAAUUGCAGAAAGGGGCGGAGCUUGAAUUGCAAUUUUAGGGCACAGUUUUUCUGGGGAUUUUUUUUUUUGGAACCGAAUUUCAGUGCGAAAAAUGGGCGGAGCUUAAAAUAUAAUUUUUUAAAUUAAAAAAAAUUCGCAAGAAAAAUGGGCGGAGCUUCAGAUUUGCAAUUUUGCCGCACAGACUUUCUGAGUUCAAUAUUUUUAUGAGAAGACCCCCCCCCACGAAAAAAAAAACUGUGCCGCAAAAUUGCAAAAAGGGGGCGUGGCUUGUAUAAUUUGUUUUUGUUUUUGCAAUUUCAGCGCACAGUUUUUCUGGGGAACCAAAUUUGUUAAUUAAAAAAUUUGGGAGCACCUUCCCCAGAAAAAAAAACUAUGCCUCAAAAUUGCAGAAAGGGGGCGUGGCUUGCAAUUGCAAUUUUUAGGGCACAGAAUUUUUGAGUUCAAUAUUUUUAUGAAAAAAAAACUGUGCCGCAAAAUCGCAAAAAAAAAUCCCCAAAUCAUUUUUUUCCAGCACAAUUGCUCAACUCUCCUCUCGUCUCAAUCCAUCAAAUUGCAUCCGUAUUUUCGAGUUCGCCGAAGUCGCCAAAUUCGAAAAACUCGCUGAAAUCUGCACUCAAAUGGUCUCAGCCAAUUGGCCACAUUUUAGCCCCGCCCAUUUUGCCCAACUCUCCGCCCCAAUAAUUUAUCGAUUGAUUUCGAAGAACACCGAAAAUGUGCUGAAAAAUGUGUGCGAUAUCGGUCGCGAAGAUGUGCUCUUCCUGUUUUUCAUACAAAAUUCUGAGAAUCUUCGAGAGCUUCUGAAUGCCACGUGGCACGAUUCUUCGUCAUGCGCUUUGGAGACGUGUCUACGCGAUUUGCCACGUUUGAUUGGCAUUGGAGCGCAAUUGAUCGAAAAAGGUGCUGAUGUGGAUUUGGUGAUUGGAGAAGAUGACGCGGAGAAUUUGUUGAUGAGAGCGAUUCGCAGGGAUUCUCUUGAAGCUGUACGGUUCUUAAAGGAACACGGCGCGAAUUUGAUGUAUCAGGUGGGUUGCUCAGGUUAAGAGCUUCAUUUUGAUACCAAACACGGCAUUGCUCAGGUUAGGCACUUCAUUUUGACACUAAAUAAUAUCAACUUUUUUUACUUAGUUAGUACUAAGUAAGUACUAACUAAGUAAGUAAGGGAUUGCUCAUGUUAAGUUGAGCCAAAAUUAGGAUUGCUCAGGUUAGGAUUAUUAUUUUGAUACCAAACACCACCGAAAUUGAGCCAAAAUUAUGAUUUUGGUAUUGCUCAUGUUAAAAUUCCAAUUUUUCCAAAUUGCUCAUAUUUAAAUUGAGCCAAAAUUAGGGAGUUUCUGAAGAAGAAAACGGGCAUUGCUCAGAUUAGAAGAUUUAUUAUUAUGCCCAAAAAUGUAGCAUUGCUCAUGUUAAAGAGAAGUUACAUAAUUUUACUAGAUUGCUCAGGUUAGACGCAUUAUUUUGACACUAAAUAAUAUCAAAGUUUGGGGUUGCUCAUGUUAAAGAGAAGUUACUUAAUUUUACUAGAUUGCUCAGGUUAGGCACAUUAUUUUGAAACCAAACACCACUGAAAUUGAGGUAAAAUUCGGCAUUGCUCAGGUUAGGAUUAUUAUUGUUCUGAAAUCGAAAAUCCCCGAUUUUUCCAAAAAAAAAGGAUUGCUCAUAUUAAGAGCAAAAAUUUUGUACAUUGCUCAUGUUAAUCCGAAAAAAAAUCAAUUUUUUCUCGCAGAAACCCAUCUCAAAAUCGACAGCCGCUCACAUUCUCGCCCAAACUUCGGCUAACUUCAAAAACACGGCCGAAAUUCUGGAAAUCCUCAAAUCUUCCGAAGUCCAACCCGAUUCCCAAGAUCGUACUCCCCUUCAAAUUGCAGUGUUAUCCCAAAAUUUCGAAUUUUGUCGCGCAAUUUUGCGAGCGCCGAAAUUUGCGGCCGCGAAUUUCGCGUCACGCGACGAACACACCGCGUUGAGUUUAGCCGUGUUGGAGGCGAAGAAUUUGCGAAUCGCCGAAUUGCUCAUAUUAAACGGAGCGGAUUUAAAGGCGCUUAGGAUUCAAGGAACACCGAUUUUGAAUAUUCUUCUACUCGAGGAGGAAAAUUUGGAACUCAUCAAACUUUUAUUGGAUUCUGGAGUGGAUUUUGAAGAUUAUGAUCGGAAAUCUGGAAAAUCAGCGAUUCAUUUGGCUGUGCAAAAUGGACUGACUCAAAUUUUGACGCAUAUUUUUGGAGCCACUAAAAAGAGCAGAAAUUACACGUGGCGGAGGGAUUCGGAAGGAAAAACUGCGUUGGAUUUGGCUGUGGAGAAGAGAGAUUUGAAGGCGGUGCAGAUUUUGAUUGAGGGUAGGUCGGGCCUGAAAUUCCGUGUUUUUGAUACCGAAUAAGCCUAGGCUUAGGCUUAGGCUCAAAAUUAGGCCUUUUAGAAUCAAAUCUGAGUCUAGAUUUGGGCUAAAGCCUAAUUUUAGACCUGAAAAUAAAAUUCACUGAAUUUCUCAGUUGAAAAAAUUCGAAUUCAAAAUUUUGCCGCUAAAAUUUCACAAAAAUUCUGAUUGUGAAAGGAAAAUUUUUGAAAAAUUAUUUUUUUGGAAAAUUUUUUUUGAAAUUUUCAAAAAUUCUUUUUUUUUGAAAAUUCAAAAAAAAUUUGAAUUUUCAAAAAAUUAAGCCACAUGGAUUUUUUCAAUUUUUUUUCAAUUUUUUGAACAAAAAAUUCAAAUUCAAAAUUUUCAAAAAAAAAUCCUGAAAGGAAAAAAAAUUUUGAAAUUUUUUAAAAUUCAAAAAAAAUUGAAUUUUCAAAAAUUACGCCACGUGGAUUCUUUCAAGGUUUUUUUUCAAUUUUUUGAACAAAAAAUUCAAAUUCAGAAUUUUGGCGCCGAAAUUCCAAAAAAAAAAACCUGAAAAAAAAAUUUGAAAUUUUUAAAAAUUCUUUUUUUUGAAAUUUUUAAAAAUUGAAAAAAAAAUUUGAAUUUUCAAAAAUUGCGCCACGUGGAUUUUUUCACACGAAAAUUGGAUUUUCAAAAUUUUCCCCCGCUCAAAAAUUUGAAUUUUUGCAGCCGGCGCUCCAAUCAACGAACCCGACUCUGAAAAUCUGACACUUUUGGCCAAAUCCAUUCUGGCGAAAGACGAUGAGAUGGCCGUGUUUUUAAUCGAUCAUGGAGCAAAAGCUCAGGAGCAAAAUGGGUAGGUUUGGGGGGAUUUUUGGGUGAAAAUGGUCCUGAAAAGCUCCAAUUUCACGGUCCAAAUCCCUUUGUUUUUCCAGGAAUCUCGAAAAAUCAUAUCUAGAGCUCAGCUGUGAAUCAGGACUUUUGGAAACUGUUCGAUCUUUAAUCUCAACUGGACUUCAAAUAACUCCAAAUCUUCUCGAACUCGCACUUUUGGGACAAUAUUUUGAAGUUGCUAAUUUAUUGGUUCAAUUUGGAUGUCCCUUAGAUUCCACGAUUCUUCACAAAUUCCUUGAUGCCAAUGAUCAACCAGCUGCGAUCUUCCUAAUCCGCGCAGGUUGCGAUGUUUCAUCAUCGACACAAUCUACUGAUGUUGAACCAGCGAUUCAUAUAGCUGUUGGUUGGUCGAUGUUGGAUGUUUUGCGAGAAUUGGUUGCGCGGGACCCGACGCAACUUGUGGCGCAAGAUGCGAAUGGCAGAACUGCGGCGCAUCUUGCGGUGAGGGAGCAGAAUUUGGAGGCGAUGCAGAUUUUGUUGGAAUCGCCGGAUUGUGAUUUUAUUGCGAUUCGAGAUAGAUUUGGGCAGACGAUUUUGUCGCAAGCGAUGAUUGCGAGGGAUCAUAAAAUUGCGGCGAAAAUUGUUGAGAGACAACCGCAUGCCGCUGCACAAACUAAUGGAAAUGGUGAGGAUUUUGAGAGCCUAGAUGAAGUUUUGAGCCAAAUCCUGAUUUUGAAAAAAAAAAAGAAUCUCUUGUGAGCCUGAAAUCUAGAAAAACAGCUGAGAAUGGGCCCAAAAUAGCCUAAAAAACCAGAGAAUCUUAUCAAAUUUUGGAUGAAUUUUGUUAAGCCUAAAUUAGGGCCUUAGUUUUUAACAAGCCUGAAAUCUACAAAAUUCUAGGCCUAUUUUCCAGCCUAAUGUGAAAGCCCGGGCCUUUUUAAGAGGUCAAAAAUUUGGCCUUUACAAAUAUCGCGUCUUUUUUUAUCUAAAAAAACCUUAAGUCUGGAAUUCCUAAAAAUUAGGCUCGUCUAAAUUAAGCCUAAGCCUCUUUGGAGCCUGGAAAAACCAGAAAAUCUGGAAUUUUUUGAAGUCUUCAAUUUUCAGCCUGAAUUUGGUUGUAAAACUAAUUUUUAUCUGGAAUUUGUGCACGUUUUUAAUUCUGAAAAUCUGAAAAUUUUAUGUAAAAAAAUGUUUUUUAAUUAUAAAUUUUCUAACAAAUUCUCUGAUUUCCAGAAUUGAAAAAUUAAAAAAAAUUUUUUAACAAAAAAAUUUUAACAAAAAAUUUUCUAAAAAAAUUUCAGAUAUUCAGAAUGAAAAACGUGCACAAAUUCCAGAUAAAAAUUAGUUUUACAACCAAAUUCAGGCUGAAAUUUGAAGACUUCAAAAAAUUUUGCGGAAAUUUUCCGGAUUUUUUUUUCCGGAGGCUUUAGGACCCGUAGGCUUUUUUAAGCCUAAUUUUUAGAAAUUCCAGACUCAAGGUUUUCUUAAUUUCUUAAAAAAAAGGCCAAACUUUUGACCUGUUAAAAAGGCCCGGGCUUUUACAUUAGCGGUCUGGAAAUUAGGCCUAGAUAAGCCUAGAUAGUUCUGCGGUCUGGAAAAUAGGCCUAGAAUUUUGUAGAUUUCAGGCUUGUGAAAAAAUAAGGCCCUAAUUUAGGCUUCAACAAAAUUUAUCCUAAAUUUUAUAAGGUUCUCUGGUUUUUCAGGCUAUUUUAGGGCCAUUCUCAGCUUUUUUCUAGAUUUCAGGCUCACAGGAAAUUCUUUGGAAAAUUUGAGCUUCUAGAUUUUUUUUUCAAAAUCAGGAUUUGGCUCAAAAGUUCAUCUAGGCUCCUAGAAAAACCCCAAGGCUUCUAAAAAACUAAAUUUUCACAGGCGAAAACCUCCUACACUCUGCAAUUCGUCAAAACGAUUUCGAAGCCGUGCUCUUUUUAUUAGCAGUUGCUCGAAUUGAUGUCGGAAGAGCAGUUCAGGAUGGAACCGGCAAAACACCAUUACAUUUGGCGGCUGUUGUGCAAAAUGAGAUGAUUAUUCGGAAUUUGGUAGGCUUUCCGGGCUUUUCGGGCUUUCCGGACUUUUGAAAAUCAAGUUUUUGCAGAUUUUGGCCGCUGAAAAUGUGAAUUCACAAUCUACAGAUGGUUGCACACCAUUACACGACGCUUUGAAAGCCCGGAAAACAGCGCAGGCUCGGAUUUUGCUCGAAAACCGGGCCGAUCCCGCAAUCCGUGAUGAAUACGGUGAAAAUGGUUGGUUUUUAUUCAUUUUUAGGCUUGCCACGUGGCAGAUCGGAAAACUUUUUGAAAAUUUCCCGAAUUUAAAUUUCAGCAUUUUUGUGUGCGGUGAGAAGUGGCGAUUUGGAAUGUGUGAAAUUGAUUGAUCAGGCUGAAGAAAUUUGCGGAAAUCUCAAAUUUGAACGCAAUAAAAUGUGGGUUUUCAGGCCAAACUGGGCUUCAGGACCCAAAAAUUUGGUGAUUUUCAGAGGUAUGACGUGUCUACAUUUGUGUGCACUUUUGACGCCCGAAAAAGGAGCGAAUAAGUGGGUUUUUUUUGGAGGAGGGAAAAGGGAUUUGAAGAAAUUUGAAAAAAAAUAAAAAAUUUUAGGUUUUUAUGUGCAUUUUUGAAUUCUUGGUGAAAUUUGGGUUCGAAAGACAUCUCACAAGACAUAUUUUGGUGAAAAAUUAUUUUCAGACUUCUCAUUUUCAGCUCUGAGUUUUGAAAUUCUGAAAAAUUAAAAAAAAAAAAAAAUUUUAAUUUUAAUAAGGCCUAAAAAAGGGUCCUGUAUCUCUAACCUUCUCCAAUUUUUCUUUUAAAAUUUCAAAUUUUUUUUAAAAAUUUAAAAAUUAAAAAAAAAUUUAGGCUUUAAUAAGACCUAAAAAAGAGUCCUGUAUUUCUAAAAAACCUUCUCCAAUUUUUCUUUUAAAAUUUCAAAUUUUUUUUUAAAUUUAAAAAAUUUUGAAAUUUUUUUUUAAAAUUUUAUUAGGUCCUGAAAAAGGGCCCUAUAUUUCUAAGCUUCUCCAAUUUUUCUUUUAAAGGGUUGGUGCUCCGCCAAGGAAUCUUGCUUGGUUUAGAUAAGAAUAAGGUGCUCCUGGAGGGUUCCAGUUUUAGAAAAAAUUCUAGUAUCAAUUCAGCCCAUGUUUUUCCUCAAAAACACAAGCGAGUUAAAACCUACGAAAUAAAGCAUGUAAAUGCGCUCUAGCGCACAACUUGUUUUUGAAUUUUUGUGUGUGUGUUUGCACACAACUUUGAAAAUAACACGGUGACGCCUUUUUGCAGACGAUUUUUUCACCAGGAAAGCACCAACCCUUUAAAAUUUCAAUUUUUUUUUAAAUUUAAAAAUUUGAAAAAAUUUUUAGGAUUUAAUAAGGCCUUAAAAAGAGUCCUGUAUUUCUAAACUUCUCCAAUUUUCCUUUUAAAAUUUCAAAAAUUUUUUUUAAUUUUAAAAUUUAAAAAAAAAUUAGGCUUUAAUAAGGCCUUAAAAAAAGGCCUUUGAUUUGAGCGGGAAAGAAUUUUUUAUUAAAAAAAUUUUUUUUUGUAAAUUUUGAAUUCCCGCCCAAAUCCAAAUUUUGAUUUGAGCGGGAAAGAAUUUUUUGAAAAAAAAUUUUUUUAUCAAAAAUUCUUUAUCGCCUGAAUCAAAUUUUUGAAAAUUUUGAAUUCCCGCCUGAAAAUAUUUUUUUCUUCUCUAAAUUAAAAUUUUCUGAUCCUAGGAUUGUGAGGUGUCCCAAAACUCAAAUUUUCAUGAAAAAUUCGAUUUCGGGCUCCAAAAUUAUAGCUUUUUCUCAAAAAACCUGAAAUUAAGGCUCAAAUUCAUCAAUUUUUCAAAAAAUUCCCAAGAUGUUUCCAUUUUUUGCUCACAGAAACGCCUCAAUGGAAAUAUGUGAGCUGCUACUGCGCAACUUCGCAGAAAUCGACAAAAAUGUUGCGGGAUUUAUAGAUGCGCAAGAUGCGGAUGGAAAUACAGGUAGGCCUGGCCUAUUUUCAGCCUAAAAAAGCCUGAAAAUGGCCUAUUUUCAGCCCUAAAAAAGCCUGAAAAUGGCCUAUUUUCAGCCUAAGAAAGCCCCUUUUUUUCAGCCCUAAUGAUUGCGUACUCUUUGGGAAACGCGGCGGUUUGUCGAAGUUUGUUGCGUCGAAAAGCAUCGAUGGGAAUCAAAAAUAAUGGAGAUGUCAAUGUAUUCACCUACGAAACUGCCACCAAACAAUUGUUGUUGGGAUUGUUGGGUGAGUUGGAAAAAGUGUGCGGUGAAAUUGCAAAAAAUUAGGCCACGCCCACUCUAUUCAAGUCGAAAAAAUGACUAAAAAAAACAAUUUUUUACAAAAAAAUACAGUUUUUUCCUAUUUUUUGACAUUUUUCUACACACAAAAUGAAAAAAAUGUCAAAAAUUUGGAAAAAAAAAAUAAUUUUUAGACAAAAAUGUUUAAACCUUGCAAAAUUCAAAAAAAAAAACAUCCUGAAAACUGUGCCCUAAAAUUGCAAUGAAAAAUCCAAGCUCCGCCCAUUUUGAAACCGAAAUUUCCCCAUUUCAGAAUCUCUAGAAUGCGAGCCUCGCUGGUCCGACUCAGACACUUGCGAUUGUGGCUUGCGAUUUAGCCUAACUCAACGAAAACAUCAUUGUCGUCAUUGUGGUCGACACGUGUGUGCAAAAUGCUCCGAAACAACAAUGCCGAUAGCGAAAUACGGAGAGGAGAAACGUGUUCGCGUGUGUGACGUGUGUAGCCACGUCAUUUCGGGUAAACGAUGA
Molecule: messenger RNA, 9933 nt
Organism: Caenorhabditis angaria
Lineage: Eukaryota; Metazoa; Nematoda; Chromadorea; Rhabditida; Rhabditidae
Source: the annotation of a GenBank genome assembly